AUGGACCAGGACUUCACCGACCUCUGCUCUCGUCUGCUCAAAAGAGUGAGGAAGAGAGGAGCAUCUGGAGAUAAGAAGAGACCAGCAACCAAGGAUGAGGAGCAGGAGCCGUCCUCCCCCUCUUCCAGAAGAAAACCCCCUAAGAGGAGGAGGAAGAAGACUGAUAUGAAGCAUAAGCUCAAUGGCAGGACUCAGCCCGUUUCUCAGCCUGCUCCUGAAGUGUCUGGCUCAGGGAGAGUCAAAGAUACAGUGAUCCAGAGGAUGCAGCGGUUUAAGAGAGCCAGUCCAGAGAGACUCCUGCAUGCAGAGACUGAUGGGAACCAUCUCCCCACUGCGGGGAUCCAGCGCACAGAAGAUGUGAGCAGCGAUGAGGCCCUGGCUCUUCAGCUUCAGCAGGCGUUGGAUCGCGAGGCUCGGUCCGCUAGAGACGUGGAAGAUGAAGGACUGUUCUUCUGCCAGUUCUGUCAGAAAGAUCUGUCGACCAUGAGUCCUCCGCUGUGCACUCAGCACAUCAACAGAUGUUUAGAUGCAAGCGAGAGCAGCGCUGCUUCAGCAUCCCGUCACCCCCCCCCCAGACCACGGGUCCCACAGUGUCCCAUUUGUGGAAAGAGUUUUAAAUCAGAAAAAAGCCGGUCUGUUCACCUAAAGCGGUGCUCGACUGAUAUGGGUGUGAAACCAAAUGAUCUUCUCCAGGCUCUGAGGAGACAAGCUGCUGAGACAAGAGCCAGGAGGAAAGCCCAGAAGCUGGACGAGGACACAAUGGUGGCGCUGGCUCUGUCCCGCUCUUUACUCCAGCAGGAAAUGGAAGAGGAGAGGGAGAUACUGGCUCCUGUCUUACAGUGGAAACCUGGAGCAGGCAAGGGCCGUGGGAAGAGAAGGAAGGGAGCGUCUCCUGUCCACCCUCCACUUCUCCUCAUCCAGGACCCUCAGACAGCACUGAACAGUCUGCAGGAUGCGUCUCUCCUGCUCCGUUCCAGACCCCCGUCUCCGCCAACACCAACCCUAUCCCGCUCCACGCUCCCUCUACAUCCCCAAGCCCCUCUCUGGGACAAAAGUGCUCUUCGUGGAGGAGGACCAGAUGCAGUUUCAGAGUUUUACAUCUCAGAACUAAGCAGCUUCAUACAGCCAUGGGCCGCACCGGAGUGGAGCUGGCUGAGGAAGGCUCACACUGUCCCAUGUUCUUUAGUUGAAGACAAUGCUGUGGAUGAACUUCCCUCAAGUGGUUUUGUUCCAGAGACAAAAGACAAGACGCCGCCCAAGGAAACCUCAGUGUUCGUUUCAAAGCUAGCAUCAGAUCUGAGCAGCAUGGUGAACAGCCCUCAGCUCAGUGAUGUGCAGUUACAGGUGGACAGUGGUGACGUUUUCUUCAUGCACUCGUUUAUGCUGUACAUACGAUGCCCGCUGCUGGCCAACAUGAUUCAUGACUCAGGUUUUGGUGUUCAGGAGGAGGGUAUGCCUGUCUCUCAGAGGGUGUUGUUGGGUAAUGUGCUUGGGGAGGCAGUACUGGCCCUCCUGCAGUAUCUUUACACAGCCCAUUGUCCUCUGACACACACACUGCUACCCCACAUACAGGAGCUCGCCGAUAGGUUUGGUUUAGCUGAGCUGCAGCAACAGUGUGAGGAAUAUUCUAGAAGUGUUGGGGAAGACCCAAGAGAGGAAUCUGAAGGCAUGUUUCCAGCACCUGAGCCUCAUCUCAGGGACCAAGAGGACCAGAACUUGGCAGAAGGCAACUUCUUGGAGCUCCUCCAAUCAAUGUGGCAGCACGGGGACAGCAAAGAAGAGGAUGCUUUCAAAGAGACUGGCGGAGAGGAAGGAGACAUGGCAGAGGAGCGAGAAAAAGAAGAUGAAGAAAAAGAGGACCGCGUGGAUGAGGAAGAGCUCGACAAGAUCUAUGAGUUUGCAGCGACACAAAGGAAGAUAGAGAUGAUGCUGGAGGCUACGACUGAGAGCGAAGAAGAGGAGGGAGAUGCAAAUACAUCCCUCAGAAAUGAGAAGAAAUAUGAGACUGAAGACAGGAACGAGACAGAAUCCCUCUCAGAGAAAUCUGCCGACAGUUGCCAUAGUAACAAACAGGGCGUGGAUGGGAUGGAGGCUGCCAUGGUAACAAGUCCAACAGAAGAAACCAUUAAAAACCCCAAUUCGGAGACUGAGAGAGUUUGUUUGAUUUCAGAAUUUGAUGAAAACUCGAGACUUGAGUCGGAUGCCAGUCUAGACGAGAGCUAUGUCCGUUUAUUCUCCCAGUCUGUAGGGGAAUGCAUGGAACCGCCAGAGACGGUGGUGUCCUGCUCUCAGCAACAACGUUACAAGCCAUCGCACACACUCGGAGGUGAGGUGAUCAACCUGUCGAUAAGCCCUCCAAGUAGCUUGGGUGUGUCAGGUGAGACCAACUUCCCCAUGCCUGGAGUGUCUCCUGUUCCUCAUGAGGAUGAACAUACAGGUAAUUCUCCACAAACAAAAGACUAUUCAGUAUGCCAGAAAAGCAAGAACCCCGCUUCCCUUCCAGAAUCUCAACCCAAACAGGCUGAGCCCAUUGUUCUCUCAGAUUCUGGUGAUGAAAUGGAUAUAGACGGUGGCCGCAAUGCUUUGACUCCUUUCGAAUCUCCCUCAGAACCUCUUCAGACGUCUAGAAGCUAUGCUUGUAACAGUUUCAAAGAAUCUGGAUCCCAAGGCCAUGCCGGCAAAUGGGUAGAUGCUUCCAAGCAGGUGUCAACCGAUACAGAAGCCAGAUCUGACCCAUCAGAGCACUGUAGCCCUGGGAUUGCGAAUGAAAGCGAGUUUGAUGGCUCUGCUGAGGUUUCCUGGCUGAUUCCAGCCACUCCGGUACCAUCCACACGCUGGAGCUCCUCCCAGACCUGCAUCAGCAUGCGCCGAACCCAACUCUUCCCCAACUCAUCGUCCUCUUCUACCUCUUCCCCUGCCUCGGGUGGUUUGAAACCUGCUAGCUUUGAUUCUUUAAGCAGCUGCUGCUAAAAAGAGAAGCCAGUAUCCUUGUCUGAAUUGCCCAAAUCUGAUCUGAAUCCCUUUAAAGAACGUCAUAGCACUGAUACAAAUAGCUCUCCAGGUUUUCAGAGACCACUUCACCAUUUCAGACUCUUUCGGGUUCCUUCUACAGAUGUUUCUGAUGGCUCCCACAUUGGCAGGAUCAUGGGACAUCCAACCCAGGGUGUCUCCAAGCCCUCAAGUAGCACUCCUCUCCAUUCAGACUCUUCCUUACAACGUCAGAUACCGUCUGGCUCCCCUGUGGUUGAUGACUGUGAGGUUUGGCUCAGGGAUAGUAGAGCUAAUCCUAGAUCCUUCGGCAGUCAGGGAAAAAUUGGCUUAGUGUCUCUACAACGGAGUUAUUCUUCCCCUAGUAAGACACCUGAGAAGAAGCAGAGUAGCUCUCUCGAGCAGGGAUGCUCCAGUCCGUCCCCGAACUCUCAAAGCUACAGUCAUCCAGAAAGAUGCAAGAAGAGAGAGAACGAUGGGGUAGAGCAAAUGGAAUUGGGAGAGAAUCCAAAUCAAAGUGAUGAAGAAUUGGUGGAUGUUGCGGGAAACUCAUUAAGUGACAUGGAUGAGCCUGGAAGAAGAGCGGGAGAUGAAAAUCCAAAUCAAAGUGUUGACGAAUUGGUGGAUAUUGCAGGAAACUCAUUCAAUGAUAUGGAUGGGUCUGGAAUAAGAGCGGGAGAAGAGAAUCCACAUCAAAGUGUUGACAAAGUGGUGGAUAUUGCAGGAAACUAAUUUUGUGGCAUGGACGAACCUCCUAUAGGGUUUGAUGACUCCUGGGGUUUGGAUGGAGGAGUUGGAAGCCAGAAGCCCUGCUUUAGUCUACGGCUUGACAGCAGCGAAGAUAUAGUCAGUCCACCAGGUCUCGAGGGUAAAGGACCAAUGCCCACGUCUCAUCUUGAUUCUGGAGCUUGUACCAAAACUCCUGAUCCAAGCCCAGGUCCAUUUAAUCACAGCCUACCUGAUGCUGACAUGUGGGAUGAUUGGGAAGAAGAGGAGGCGUCUUCCCUUCCUCUUUCUCAGAGGUUGAAAGCUCCCUCUGCCAAGAGAGUUGCCGAACUAAAGACUCCAGUUGCUUGCAGAAAGAGGAAUAAAGGGCCGCUGGUGCCCAUCACUCCCAUGCCAGGCUUUUCCGAUAAGGACACACCAGAACUAAAAAACAAACUCAACAGGUUCGGCAUGCGUCCACUGCCCAAGAAGCAGAUGGUUCUGAAGCUGAAAGAGAUCCAUCAAUACACCCACCAGCUGCAGAGCUCAGAGUCAGAGGAGGAGACCUCCGGACCCCAACGCUCCCCGAAUGCCUUUAACUCCGAGUCUGCUCCGCUCUCCUUUAAGCAGCCUACAACGCCCCCUGCUGUCUCACCCGUGAAACUGCCACCAAAUGAACAAGAUGAGCUUUUAUCAGCCUCUCAAGACUCGAAUACAUCCUCCACUGCGGAGUCUGACAGAUCAAACCCAGAGCUGUGUGUGUCUGAAGACGAUGACUAGGACAGCGAGGGCAUCACGGCGUCUCUGUGCGUGAAGGACAAACUCCUCGCAGUUCGUCAGUUCAUCCUAUCCAACCCCAAGCUGUAUGCACGAGUGCUGCAGUACCAGCCUAUCUCCCUGGCGGAGUUGCGGUCCGGCUUGAAAGCGGUGGGAAUCAGGUUAGGUGCUGCUAAACUACUAGACUUCCUGGACUCUCAGUGCAUUACUUUUAGUACGGCCAAACAGGGCCAGAAUGCAUCUUCCCGCAGAAAACGACGCGUGAAAAUGACAACCAGUGGCAGUGCAGCCAGAAGAGGAAGGAAAAAAUCAGCUAAGCCCAAUGUAGGAGUCGCAAGUGGGCUGAAAUAAAAUAAUGUGGUAAAAAAAAAACAGGAUUUUAAGAAUAAGCUGUUAAUGGACAGUAGUGGUUUUCAUCUUUUUACCUAAACAAAUGUCUGACACACACUCUAUUGCGCUAUUCCAGUGACAGGAUUGAAAUGAAAAUGCAUUUUGUACAGUGUUUGAAAUGAAAAUAUUUUUUAAAUGAAUUUAAUUUAAUGUCUGGAUAAUGUAAUUAAAAGACAUUUCUUAAUGUAUGUAUCACGUGUUUUUAUACAAGAAUGGGUUCAUUGUAAACUGUUUUAUGUUGUGAAUUGCAUCCAAUAGUUGCCUCUCAAACAAACUCCUUACCAAAGUUACAAAAACAGUCAAUGAAUGUUCAAUCAACCAUUUUUUCAUGAAUA
This is a messenger RNA of Carassius carassius (crucian carp), 5195 nucleotides long. It is a transcript of the gene slx4, whose product is annotated as SLX4 structure-specific endonuclease subunit homolog (S. cerevisiae). Lineage: Eukaryota; Metazoa; Chordata; Actinopteri; Cypriniformes; Cyprinidae. Gene Ontology annotation, cellular component: nucleus; Slx1-Slx4 complex. The record is from RefSeq and is a predicted model, not a curated record. Gene Ontology annotation, biological process: interstrand cross-link repair; resolution of meiotic recombination intermediates; DNA replication. Gene Ontology annotation, molecular function: enzyme binding.